Molecule: messenger RNA, 2481 nt
Organism: Ruditapes philippinarum (Manila clam)
Lineage: Eukaryota; Metazoa; Mollusca; Bivalvia; Venerida; Veneridae
Exons: 5
Coding region: 175-2274 (699 amino acids)
Cellular component (GO): extracellular region
Molecular function (GO): peptidase inhibitor activity
Source: RefSeq, a predicted model, not a curated record
AAUACAAAAACAUAAUUAUCGCGGAAAAAACAACCUGUAUUCGUCAAUUGUUUUAUACUGCUGUUAAUUUGAAUAAUACAGCUUAAUUCAUCUUUACUUGUUUAAAUAAAAUCGAAGGGUGCGUUAGUAAUUCUCAACCGAAGAUAAAACGCACCGUUAUUACGCGUUUAAAAUAUGGAUAGUGAGAAAAACCUCGGCGUUAUUUUCUUGGUUUUGGCGUUUAUAUCCAAGUGUCAUGGCCAGUCCGGCAGUCUUGGACUGCUACCUGGAAUUGGUAUGCCACCAGGAGUGGGUUUCCCACCGGGAAUUGGUAUGCCAUCAGGAGUUGGAAUGCCACCAGGAAUUGGGAUGCCAUAUGGAAUAGGCAUGCCACCAGGAAUUGGAAUGCCACAUGGAAUCGCAGGCGGUAUGUUUUCAGGUGGACCAUCGGGACAUGGUGGCCCCAUGGGUCAUGCUGGAGGAAUGGCUGCCGGGUUAGGUGCGCCGGAUAGCAGUCGUUGUAUAGAUGGAUCUGCGGGAGUAGGGGAGUGUACGAGUGACGCAGAUUGUUCGGGGAGGGGGUACUGUUUUCAACGGGCUUCUGCAAGUGGUAUAUGUUGUGGUGGGGGAUCAGGUGCCAGUGGAGGCAUGGGGCCUGGAGGAGGCAUGGGAGCUGGAGGUGGCAUGGGACCCGGAGGUGGCAUGGGACACGGAGGUGGCAUGGGACAUGGAGGAGGCAUGGGACCUGGAGGGGGUAUGGGACAUGGAGGUGGUAUGGGGCCUGGAGGUGGCAUGGGGCCUGACGGAGGCAUGGGGCCUAGCGGUGGCAUGGGACCUGGAGGUGGCAUGGGAUAUGGAAGACGCAUGGGAACUGGAGGAGGCAUGGGACCUGGAGGUGGCAUGGGAUAUGGAGGAGGCAUGGGGCCUGGAGGAGGCAUGGGGCCUGGAGGAGGCAUGAGAGCUGAAGGAGGCAUGGGGCAUAGAGGAGGCAUGGGACCUGGAGAUGGCAUGGGAUAUGGAGGAGGCAUUGGGCCUGGAGGAGGCAUGGGGUCUGGAGGAGGCAUGUCUUCUGCUGGAGGAAUGGUCUCAGGAGGAGAAAUGAGGUACAGGGACGGCAUGUCUUCUGCUGGAGGAAUGGGGUUUGGAGAAGAAAUGAGGUACAGGGACGGCAUGUCUUCUGCUGGAGGAAUGGGCUCAGGAGGAGAAAUGAGGUACAGGGACAGUAUGUCUUCUGCUGGAGGAAUGGGCUCAGGAGGAGAAAUGAGGUACAGGGACGGCAUGUCUUCUGCUGGGGGAAUGGGCUCUGGAGGAGAAGUGAGGUACAGGGACGGCAUGUCUUCUUCUGGGGGAAUGGGCUCUGGAGGAGAAGUGAGAUACAGGGACGGCAUGUCUUCUGCUGGGAGAAUGGGCUCAGGAGGGGAAAUGAGGUACAGGGACGGCAUGUCUUCUGCUGGAGGAAUGGGCUCAGGAGGGGAAAUGAGGUACAGGGACGGCAUGUCUUCUGCUGGAGGAAUGGGCUCAGGAGGAGAAAUGAGGUACAGGGACGGCAUGUCUUCUGCUGGAGGAAUGGGCUCAGGAGGGGAAAUGAGGUACAGGGACGGCAUGUCUUCUGCUGGGGGAAUGGGCUCAGGAGGGGAAAUGAGGUACAGGGACGGCAUGUCUUCUGCUGGGGGAAUGGGCUCAGGAGGAGAAAUGAGGUACAGGGACAGCAUGUCUUCUGCUGGGGGAAUUGGCUCAGGAGGGGAAAUGAGGAACAGGGACAGCAUGUCUUCUGCUGGGGGACAGGGCUCUGGAGGAGAAAUGAGGUACAGGAUCGGAGGAAUGGGUUCAAGCAGUACCACGGGCUUCAGUGGAAGUUCUGGUGGAAUGAGGGAAUAUAGGGAAGUUAGAUACAGUAGAACUGGAAGUGGAAGCAUGCCACAAGAAGGUACGGCAAUUUCAGUUGCAGGUGGUGGUAGCAUGGGUUCCGGAACUACUGGUCCUAGGGACCCGUUAGAAAGUAUCCCAUGUCCUGCUGUAACAGUUACGUCAUGUGAUGACUCAAUACCUCGCCGAGAGUGUUUCACAUCCGAUGCGGUGUGCCGUCAAAAUGAAAAGUGUUGUCCACAUCCUUGUGGAUAUGUUUGUCAAGACAUUACUGGAGUGCGUAGUCAGCCCAGGUGUCCAGAUGUGGUAGGCCAGAGGUGCACGGCCGGACGACAAAAUGGCCGGUCGUGUUCGUCAGAUUCUUCUUGUGGCAGAGGACAGAGAUGUUGUGAAGACCCGUGUGGUUUUAUGUGUAAAGACACCAUAUAAUAAAAGAUAUAUCUUCGAAACGUUCGAAACUUACUAACUAACUAAUAAUCAUACUUUAAUCAUUCUCUAAAUUAAUUUACAUUCUGUAAAAUAAAUCAUUUGUUAUGUUGGAAAAUUUAGAAAUUAUUAAAGAGUAAAUGGAUUUCGUAAGCAUGAGGUCUAUUAGAAAGUAUCAUGAAUAAAUGAAUAUUUUAAAUGAACAAAAAA